Ciona intestinalis (vase tunicate) is the source of this 2503-nucleotide messenger RNA. Its product is annotated as anoctamin-10-like. The record is from RefSeq and is a predicted model, not a curated record. NCBI's taxonomy places the organism in Eukaryota, Metazoa, Chordata, Ascidiacea, Phlebobranchia, Cionidae. Gene Ontology annotation, biological process: chloride transmembrane transport. Gene Ontology annotation, cellular component: plasma membrane. Gene Ontology annotation, molecular function: chloride channel activity.
UUGACGUGUGAAUUCGCUUGGUGAUGUUGUAGUGCCGUGAACUUUAUAAACGCCUUGCUUGGAAUGUUUACCCUUUACGAGCAAUGGAACCUGAGACCACAGAAUACACCAGACAACCUUGUGUUGUUGUAAGGCUAAGGCCUAAAAUAGCAAAUGAAGCUGUGUUAUGGCUCGUCAAGAGAAUUCAAGAUAAUAAAGUGGACAACGGGUGCCAGUUGGACGUUGACGUAACUGAAUUAAAUGGAGCCAAAGUUUUAUACAUAAGUGCAUCUAAGUACCGACUAUUACAUGGUGCAGAAGCAAUUGGAUUGAAGAAAGAAUAUAAAGAUGGAACCCUGAGGGAGUUUUGCUUCACUGACCGUGCUAAUUUUAAGCAUCAAAAAGAUGAUGACUUCCUCUCCGAGAGUGAACAACAUCAAAUUGUUAAAGUUGAACUUGAUGGACUAAGAGCUAUAGACGAGAAACAUAUUCCUUCGUAUGAAAAUAUUAAACUAUAUCCGGGAAAAUCUAUAUUUCGUCGUAUGGUCAGCAACCAUUUGGUAACGGAUAACUUCCCAUUACAUGACAGACCUACUCUGCAUAAGUUGCGAUGGUUGUGGUAUAAAACACUUGAUUUAAAUUUGCAGCAACCUCUGGACCAUGUUCGUAGCUACUUUGGUGACUCCAUCAGCAUCUACUUUGCCUUUCUUAAUUUCUACACCCUUGCCCUUGUACCCUUAGUGGUGUUGGGGCUUUUACACUGGGGGUUGGGGCUCCGUAGUGACAUCGGAGGCAGGGUGGAUGACAACUGGGUUCUGUCAGUGAUUCAUGUCUUGUGGGCCGCAGCGUUUUUAGAGAUGUGGAAAAGAAAGUCAACUGAGUAUUCUUAUAAAUGGGGAACGCUAGGUGCAAAGGUUUGGGAGGAGCCCAGGACAGGGUACCGUGGUCCUUUGGGUUUAAAUGAGGUAACGCAGAGGCAAGAACCGACCUAUCCUUCAUGGAAACGAAACAUUCGUGUUUAUCUCAUUACAUGUCCAGUAGUGUUGCUUUGUGUGGCACUUGCAGUUUGCUUGAUGUUUUAUUAUUUCAGUUGGGAGAUAUACUUAACAAGUAUGUAUCGUCAUGAACCUGGCAUCAUCAGCUCACUUAUAAAGAACGCACCAAGUAUCGUUUAUUCUAUUCUUGUUUUGAUGGGAAACUCACUGUAUAGAAAAUUAGCUGAAUUUCUGACUGACCAAGAAAACCAUCGACUUGAGUCAACUUAUCAAAAUCAUCUGAUUACCAAGAUACUGGUGUUUGAUUUCUCCAACAACUUUCUCGCUUUGUUCUACAUUGCGUUUAUUUACGAUGAUAUGCCAAUGCUAAGACAGACUCUUCGUAAUUUAUUCUUGGUUCAUAUGAUCGUAUCACAAGCAAUAGAGUCACUACUCCCAUAUUGGCAAUUCAAAUAUCGAUCUUCUGUAUAUCGGUCAACACUGAAUCGUGGCAACACUGGCCCAACCACUUCAGAUGCAGUAGAUAAAGCUGAAUUGAACAGACAUGACCAGACUUGCCUUGAACUACAAAGAGAUACAUAUGAGGGAACAUUUGAUGAUUACCUUGAGUUAUGGCUUCAGUUUGGUUAUGUGGUGUUGUUCUCUUGUGUCUAUCCUCCCGCUGCUAUAUUUGCUCUUAUAAACAACAUAAUUGAAAUGAAAUCGGAUGCUUUCAAAAUCUGCAAUGUUUACAGAAGACCCUUUGUUUACCAAACAACUGGAAUUGGAACAUGGAAGGUUGCCUUUCAAGCCUUAUCAUACUUAGCUGUGGUUUCAAACCUUGCACUUGUUUUCCACACACCAAGGUUUAUUGAAUGGAUUUACAAGAUUUUUCCUGAUGCUACAACAUUAAGUAUAUUCACUGCAUUUGUUGUGCUUGAGCAUUUACUUCUUGGCAUACGUUGGUUAAUUUCAUACACAGUACCAGCCAUGCCUCUCUGGGUCAAAAUUGAAACAAGAAAGAUGCAACAUUACUCACUGCAAGCUCUUAAGAGACAGCGAUCAAGAAUGCUUCUUCCAGCACAAAUUGUUCAAAAGAACCUGGAAGUUCUGGCGGCCAUCAGUAAACCGUCUACUAUCAAAGAAGAGCAUGAACUUUUGGUUACGGAUUAACUUGUUUUUCCUCUGUUCCUUUUCAAAUAGAAGUUUUUGCUUCUUAAGUUUAAAGUUUCAGAAUCCUUAUGCAUGCGUUUUGUUAAAUACGGAGAUUUUAUUUUUUUGAUAGUUUUGGUUUAUGAGUAUGUUUUAAGUUGCACUUUGUUCCAUCAGUUAAAGCAAAAUACUGCUUCAUUUUGUAGUAUGUAGGAUAUUCUUGCCCGUUUGACGAUGCAAUGUUUAGUGAAAAAAGACGUUAAUAUUAUUUUGUAAUAUGUCGGCCAGCUAGCAAUAUAUAGUUGUAUUAGUCAUAUUUAUAUAUUUGCGCUUAAAACUGCAAUUGUUGAUUUAAAGUGUUUAUUAUAAAGCCAAAAUGUACAAUUACAAUUAAAAGA